AUGGAAUCUAUUGAGGCAUUUUUAUUGAGGCCAAGCCCAGCUCUUGCAGAUACUUUAUUAUCCCGCCUUUCAUUCCCCGAUAUAGCUCGAUUUUGCAAAUCAAGCAAGCUUAAAGGCUCUGAACUGCUUGAUAACUUACUCCCCUCUCCAUGAGUUAGCAAAUCCAUCAAAAUCCUAAAUUUUAAAUGAAUUGCCGUUUCUGGGCAAGGUAAAGAGCAAGCAUUUUUUACAUAAAUUUUUUUUGAAUAAAUUAUUUGGAUAAACGGUUGAUUGUUGUUAAUGAGAUUUCAAAAAAAUAAUAUAGUCAGUGUCACUAACUAUAUUAAGUUUUAGACACUUGCAUUCUUAAACAUAAACUAUAAUUAAAUAUUUCCAUUAAAAAUUGCAAUUUAAAAUUAAUAAUCUAUUACUUAAUUAGCCAGCAAAAAAUUAUUCUCAAAUGCAUGAAGAGUUAAGCAAAUUCAACAAACUUGAUAUCAUCAAUGAUUUCGGCAUUGAAGAAAUCUUUUCCCUUCUUCAAUCUCCUCAUCUUCGUAUUACCUUAAUUAAUUGCUUAUCUACACAAGAUGUUCAAGAACUAUUUUCUCAUCAAUUUAUUCUAACAAUGCUUAAUUUUAUAUCCCAAGAAGACUUAGGUUGUGCAAUUUCUGCUAAAAAUUUCAUUGUGAGAAAACUUAAUAGGUCAUUUUUAAAUGAUGAAGUCUUACAAUCAAUAAAAAAAUUGAUGGAAAGUGGGGACUCUACAAUUCAGCUAAUUCCCUCCAUUCAUUAGUUAAUGAGCACAACUAUUUGAAAAAUCCUCUUAUUUAUCAAAAAAACAAAUUUAUUUUUAUUAUUUUUAUAUAUAAUUAACGUCUACUAUAAUGAAUAAGAGCUAAUUUAUUUAAAUUUUAAAUAGUUAGCACUUUGGUACGAAUCCUAAAUUAAAUUACAUUCUUUAUUUUCAAACACGCAAAUGAUUUUGAACUUUUAAUAUGAAAUUUAUAUGUAUAUACACCCUUUUAUGGGCAAGAGAAAAUUUUGCUAAUACGCAGAUGGGGAGCAAGAUACAUUGAACUUGCAAUUGAAGCUGGAAAUAAAGACCCAGAAGUUUUUACUGCUCUUGCUAAUAUUGGGGUUUAUGAAGCAGCAAUUGAUAUGUUCACGAGCGAGGAUUUAUUGUCAAGACUAGCUUCUAUUGAAGUUGUAGCUGAAUUAGGAAACUCUGAGCAGGGAUGCAAAGUUUUAUUGAAAGAAAAAGUUCGGAAUAUGAUCCGUGAAAGUGUGGAAGAUGAUUAUAAUGAUAUUUAUACGAGAGCAAAGCUGCUUUUAUUAGCAUGCAAAAUAUAUUCUUAUAUAAUAGUUUACGAUGAAUAUCUCACUAAAGAGGAUUUUUUGGCACAUCAAAAUUAAAUUUGCAUGACUAAAAUGCUCUCAGGUGGGCUCCUCAUUGUAAGCUUGUAUACUGGAAAUGCUGAGCUUUUCCAAGGAAAAUUCUGAAAUAUAGUUGAAAUGGCAUUGCGAUCUACUGAUGAUACGAUGGUCAAUAAUGGACUUACAGGGAUUUCUAUCAUUGCUUCAAGGCCUAUAGGUGCAUCUUUAAUUGCUGAUCGAGCAGAAAUAAUUGCAGCCUUCGCGAGACUUCAAACCUCAGCCAAUAUAAAUUCCAAAACUGGAUUUUACCUUGUUUUCGCAGAAAUCGCGUCACAUUCAGACGAAGAAUCAAUCAGAAAAAUUCUUUCAAGCAUUUGAUGGACUGAUCCUAUAUUGAGAGAGCUAAGUGCCCCUUUCCAAGAGAUUUUAGUUAGUAUACUAAAAGCUGUGAAAGGAUUUUUAAGAUUCCCAUAUAUAGUGCAGCAGCUUUACAGUCAGCCAAAGUUUGCAGAAUUUAUGCUGAAGCGAACAAUGCAUGAUGGUCCGGAGUUAGUUUAUUUGAGAUAUGAAAUAAACCAAAAAGCUACUCAGCUAGAAUUAGAUGAUUUGUUGAAAGACAAAUUAAAUGAUUAUGUAAGAGAAGGAGUUUACCCUCAAAAUUCAGGAUUUAUUGAAGAAGCAAUUACAAAUGCAAAAUAA
Messenger RNA from Blepharisma stoltei, 2052 nucleotides. Lineage: Eukaryota; Ciliophora; Heterotrichea; Heterotrichida; Blepharismidae. The record is from the annotation of a GenBank genome assembly.